Molecule: messenger RNA, 822 nt
Organism: Arachis ipaensis
Lineage: Eukaryota; Viridiplantae; Streptophyta; Magnoliopsida; Fabales; Fabaceae
Product: ubiquitin-conjugating enzyme E2 28
Source: RefSeq, a predicted model, not a curated record
AUUAAAUAUGGCUUCAACCCUCUUUUUCUUUCUCAUAGAAUUCUUUGUACUACUUUUCAUUAUUUGGCCUUCUCCAAUCAUUCCCCUCUUGAUUUCUUCUUCCACAAAUCUAAUAUCAAGUGAAUGGCAUCCAAGAGAAUCCUGAAGGAGCUCAAGGACUUGCAGAGAGACCCUCCAACUUCAUGCAGUGCAGGCCCUGUGGGUGAGGACAUGUUCCAUUGGCAAGCAACAAUCAUUGGCCCAAAUGACAGUCCCUAUGCUGGUGGUGUUUUCCUUGUCACUAUCCAUUUCCCUCCUGAUUAUCCCUUCAAACCUCCCAAGGUUGCAUUCAGGACCAAGGUAUUCCAUCCCAACAUAAACAGUAAUGGCAAUAUUUGCCUAGAUAUACUGAAAGAACAAUGGAGUCCUGCUCUUACCAUAUCCAAGGUGCUGCUGUCAAUAUGUUCAUUGCUAACAGAUCCAAAUCCUGAUGACCCUCUUGUGCCUGAGAUUGCUCAUAUGUGCAAGACUGAUAGAAUAAAGUAUGAGUCCACUGCUAGAAGCUGGACUCAGAAAUAUGCCAUGGGCUAAAUAAACAAUAAUAACAUCUUGUUGCAGGACUUGUCUCUUUUUGGUCUCUUCAACUCUUUGAAAAGUAUUAUAAUUAAUAUGGCUUUGGAAAAUUAAGCCAUGUUGGAUGCAUGUGAGAAUUGGUUCUCAAAUCUCAAGGCUAAGGCUUUAACUUUGUAAUUGGAGUAUAGUUAAAUAAAUGAUAUUCUGAUUUGAAACUUUUGUUAUGUUCUUCUUGGUGAAUGUUUGGAAUAAAUGAAUAGUUGGUCAGCA